GUUGAUACGCCUCUGAUAUUUAGAGUAGUGUUUUUAUGUGAGGAUUUUUAAGUUGUUGAUUGAAAUUCGAAACUUAAUGAUGAUGACUCAGCUUAAAAUGACAACAAUGAUGCAUCUAAAAUGUUUUAAAUGACGAUUUAUGUAAAAUGGAAAACUUCAGUAGAGACCUUCUUUUAAAAAAGCUUAGGGAUCGCUUGAAUUCUGAAAAAAUUAAAUUGUGGUUGCCUCCAUUCACAACUGAAGAUAAACAGAAAGGAGAAAUACCUGAGUCCCUCAUCACUAAAGUUUUUGGAGAUUUCAACUUUACAAGAGAUGAAAUAGCUUUAGGACUUGAAGAACUUCGUAUUCAUGCUGUUACAAAAUUACAGGAGAGAGAAAAAUUUCACAAUUUGGGUGUUGCUACUCUCAAAGUGAAACUAACUGGGGCUUCACCCUCCACAAGUAGUGGAGCCCAACAGGUUAUUCCAGUUGAAUGCAGUUUAGACAUCACAGGAAAUGACUUUAGAAACUGCAUAGCAGCUAAGUUUGAUGUUUUGCCAACACUGCUUAAAUUAAUUUGUAAAGGAAGGGUGAUUGAUGAUAAUAUAAGUCUCCAGCAACAAAAUAUACAGAAUGGUGCUGAUGUUAUGGCCAUGUUUAUGACAUCCUCUGAAGCAAAGAUUGUGGAAAGUGAAGCUAAUAUUUUGGAGGUAGAAAAAACUAGAAGAGCAGCUGAGAUAUUAUCAUCAAGAGCAGAAGAAGAUGAUGAUGAUUUUGAUAUACAGAUAGCAGAUCAGAAUGGACAGCCUCUUGUUUUACCACUUGAUGAGAAAAAAGCUUUGACUUUAGCUAUGACGCUACAUGAAAAAGGUAGAGCCGCUUUGAAAAAUAAACGAGUAUCUUUAGCACUGCCUUUAUUUUUGGAAGCAGAUGCUGAAUUCAGUAAGUGCAGAUCACAGAUACUAAAUAGUGUUGACAACUAUGCCAUUUUGUGCUUGGAUAUUGUCUGGUGUUAUCUUUUGUUGAAAAAUUUGGAACAAUUACCAGACGCAGAAACUAGACUUGCUUCAAGUGAGUCGUGUUUUAAGCGUUGCUACGGGGAAAAGAUGGAGAGAUUAACAGCCAUAAAGGGUGGCACAGGAAUGGAACAAGUUUUAUUUAUGAGACUCUACUUGCUCCAGGGUAUUGUAGACUUCCAUAAAGGAGAGUUCAACAGUGCACAGAAUUUAUUUCGCAGGGCUGAGUUUGUACUGAAUUUGCUUCAUGUUGAUGAAAUCAAACUACAAGAAAUAAUGCUAAUGGGGUUCACUGAGCGUGAAGCCAGGCUUGGCUUAAGAGCAAAAAAUGGAAAUAUUCAGCAAGCUGUUGAAUAUAUUAUGGAGAAAAAAGCGGAAGAGAUUGAAGUAAACCAGCGAGCAAAAAAAGAAUGGAGACAAAGAGUCAGAAGUAAAAGGUUGGGCAGAACUGCUGGGGGUGAACCAGUUAAUGUCCGACACUAUGAUACUUUAGUUGACAUGGAGUUUCCCUCUGGAGCAGCAGCGGAGGCUUUACGGCAGGCUAACAAUGACAUCAACCAGGCUAUUGAAAUUUUAAAUACAAAACCAGAACUUUUCCAUCUGCCUGACCCUGAGAAAAUGAAGUUUGAGAUAACUGAGGAUAUGGUAACUCAGUUAUGCAGCCUGGGUUUUGAUUUAGAGGUAGCAAAGUCAGCCUUACACAAAUACAAAGGCAACAUCAGUCAGGCUGUUGAGGAACUUCUAAGACAUAAUGGGCAUUUAUCAUCUCCUUCAGCCUCAAUUUCGAGCUGGUCAGAUUCCUCAAUCUCCUCCAUGGCCUCCAUAGGAUCUUCUGAAUCUGGUGCAUCUACCAAUGAUAGUCCUAAAAAACCACUUGGUAAAAAUGAAAAAGAGGAAUUAAAUAAUUUAGUUUCUGAUAUAAGUACAGAUGCUAAUGAUCAUCUUGACUUGACACUUCAAGAAGAGAAAGAAAUAUUGCAAAUUUAUCUGAGUAUGAUAGAUAACAAACCAUCCUAAUACUGUCUUUUGAUGUGCAAUUUAUUCAACAACUUUUUUUUGUUUAAAAAUAAUACCCCAAAUAUUUAGAAGAUUUCAAAUUUUCAUGACUACUAACAACUAUUAUAAUUAUUAGGCCUACUUGAUUUUUUUACUUACAAAAAUCUACACCAAACUUUAAUUGCAAGUACUAGAAUCUAGCACUGUUAAAUUGUACAUCAAGUUCAGUGAUGAUCUAUUAAUUUUUAUUCUCUAAGAAUUAGAUCCUAAUCUAGUAGAACUAAAUCAAACUAGAAAUGUUUGUGUUAUUUUCAGCUAGUAGUGUCUAGAUUUAGAUAGAUCUAAAAAUAAAUAAUUGUUUUAAUCGACAAGGUGCUCAGAUAGAUAAAAUGUUUAAAACAUUACUUGAAAGUGUACCCCCCCCCCCCCCAACCGGGUAAAUAUUCUGGAAGAAACUCUAAUUCGUUGGGCGUGUGACCUUCCAGUAAAGGUCACCAGCCAUGGCGCAACAGUUCCUAGAUGAACACGAACGGCCAUGUGUUCGUGACCAAAGCGGGCACCCUAGAUGGGGGCAUCCCGCUGUGGUCAGGCAUGGAGAGGGGUGAGCGCUGCCAUGCGAUACCACCCCUAGACAAACCACUCUGCCCCCAACAAAGGUUAAGGGUUUAUUUGAUCUUUAAAGUUGAAACAAAUACCUUCCAUUAAAAAUGCCACCCCUUGUGCAGUCAAAAACACUUUCCGAUGGAAAUUCAAUAGCGAUUUUACUUUUAGCUACGGUUUUUAUUGAAUGUUUGUCACUGAGUAAUAAAUACUGAGGCUUAUCUUGUGCGAGCUAACAGUACAGUGUUUCUUCCAGACUAUUUUCUCGGGGGGGGGGGGGUGCAUUGGUAUUUGUUUUCUAUAUAAAUUCCAUUUCGUUCUGUGGUAGCUUAUUGAGUAGCUCACUUUUUUUUCUCAGAAUUUUCACCAUACACGUUGUAGAUAUAAAUGAACAGAAUAUCAUAACGUAUGUACCGAAAUUUGUCUCAACUGAUGGUAGAGAGGCUUUGAGUUUAAGAUUAAGUGCCUUAAGCGCAGGGAUCUUACUUGUUAUUUAACUUUGAAAGUUCGAUUUAUUUAACACAUUAAAUUAGACUAUUAUUUUUGGUUUAUAUUUUCUAAUAGUGUUUGUUUUUAUUCCCCCUUUUCCUUAUAAUAAAAUAAAUGAGUUUCAAUUUA
Molecule: messenger RNA, 3209 nt
Organism: Physella acuta
Lineage: Eukaryota; Metazoa; Mollusca; Gastropoda; Physidae
Product: NEDD8 ultimate buster 1
Biological process (GO): regulation of ubiquitin-dependent protein catabolic process
Molecular function (GO): protein binding
Source: RefSeq, a predicted model, not a curated record